Messenger RNA from Erigeron canadensis, 1515 nucleotides. Its product is annotated as E3 ubiquitin-protein ligase PUB23-like. Gene Ontology annotation, biological process: protein ubiquitination. Gene Ontology annotation, molecular function: ubiquitin protein ligase activity. NCBI's taxonomy places the organism in Eukaryota, Viridiplantae, Streptophyta, Magnoliopsida, Asterales, Asteraceae. Bases 125 to 1372 code for a protein of 415 amino acids. The transcript has a single exon. The record is from RefSeq and is a predicted model, not a curated record.
UUCACCAAAAGCUCCAAACUUUCUCUUCAAUAUACAUUCAAGAUUCACAUAAGAACCUACAACUCUCAAUCUUUUCUCAUAUAUAUUCAUUUAGGAAUAUUGUAUCUAAAUACUUCAUUUUAUAAUGGGUGAUUCCGAAAAUGGUGUAGAAGUCCCUUCAUAUUUCAUAUGCCCAAUUUCCUUAGAUAUUAUGAAAGACCCGGUGAUUCUAUCAUCCGGGAUUACAUAUGAUCGUGAAUCUAUCGAAAAAUGGUUAUACACAAACAAAAAUGUCACUUGUCCUGUAACAAAACAAGCCCUUACGGAUUUAGAGCUCACCCCAAACCAUACUCUUCGAAGAUUAAUCCAAUCUUGGUGCACCAUCAAUGCACCAUUUGGCAUAGAAAGAUUUCCAACUCCGCGACUUCCAGUCUCAAAAUCGCAAAUCUUGAAGCUCCUACAAGAUUCAAAGUCUCCAAAUAUGCAAAUGAAGUGUUUGAAAAGACUUAAAGCAAUUGUAAUGGAAAGUGAUAUGAAUAAAAGAUCAAUGGAAGCAGUUGGAACAGCUGAUUACCUAGCUUGCAUCAUAAGUAACCCGAGUAGUAGUAUGACAUCAUCUUUACUUGUGGAAGAAGUUUCAUCCGGAGCUGAAGAAGCACUAAGCAUUGUUUACCACCUCCAUUUAUCAAAAACCGGACUCAAAUCGUUACAUAAAAAGACCGGUGAAUUCGUUGAAGGAUUGAUACGUGUGAUGCAACGUUCCACGAGCUUCGAGUCACGUACUUACGCAAUCUUGUUACUAAAGUCAAUGUUUGAGGUGGCUGAGCCAAUUGACAUGAUGUCACUAAACCCUAACUUCUUCAUCCAGCUUAAUCAAUGCCUAGUAAAUCAAAUAUCAAGAAAAGCCACAAAAGCCGCGUUGAAAAUCCUCAUAGACGUUUGUCCAUGGGGAAGGAAUAGAAUAAAAGCAGUAGAAGCAGGAUUAGUUCAUGCAUUAAUCAACAUACUACUUGAUUAUGAUGACGAAAAACGUAUAUCAGAGAUGGUGUUGACUGUCUUAGACCAAAUUUGCUUGUCUGCUGAUGGCCGUGCCGAGUUACUAAAACAUGGUGCGGGUUUAGCAGUUGUAUCCAAGAAAAUAUUUCGUGUUUCGCAAGUAGCAAACGCGAGAGCAGUGAGGAUACUCUACUCCGUGGCUAAAUUUUCGGGCAAUACGAGUGUGGUACAAGAGAUGUUGCAGCUUGGCAUUGUGGGGAAACUAUGUUUUGUGUUACAAGUAGAUUGUGGGAGUAAGACUAGUGAAAGAACUAAAGAGAUUCUUAAAAUGCAUGCUAGAGUUUGGAAGAAUUCUUCUUGUAUACCUUGUAAUUUGAUUUCUUCGUAUCCAUCUUGAAUUAGGACGUAAAAAAGUUAAUUAUGUAUCAAUAGUCAAGAGACAGACUGUUUAAUUGUACAAAAAAAUUUUGAAAUAUACAAAAUAAGUGUUUUGCAUAAUACCAAUAUUGGAUUUAACGAAUUGAUCAAAGAUUUGUAUGA